CCAACAGCUAUUUCUCCGUCUCGCCUUAUCUAUUGCUUCUUUCUUGUAACUCUAUUUCUCUCUAUUUUCUCUCUAUUUCUACUUGCAGCAUCCCUAAACCUAAACCUACACCUAAGCGCCGGAUCUAUCAUUAACAAGCGUUCGCUGUUUCAGCUAAGGAAACCAUCUCCAUAUGUCUUUGAAGUUGGGAAUCAAUUGUCAGGUGUUGUAUGACAAGUAGUAGUUAAUGAUUAUGUGGUGGUGCUGGCAUGUGUUUGUCACAAGAGAUAUGCUCUAUAUUUAGGAGGAUGUAGCUGGGGAUGAUGUUUCCUGAAUCAACAAGCUUUUGAUGCUUGUAUAUUGAAUGAUAUCUCUGUAGUGGUGUUGGAAUUUGGUAUUUAAAAUGAAAGGAGUACAGUUAAGGUUUAUUUGGACUGAUGUGGAUGUGUGGUUGUGGUGGACAGGGAGGAGGCAGCAGCUGGGUGGUGGAGUGGUGAUAUUUUAGCUGGUCGUUAAUUGGUGGUUCUGUUUGUGUUGGUUUUGAAUAUGAGAUCUGGCAGCAGAAGCCGAAGCAGGAGCAGAAGCAGGAGCCCAGUGGAUCGCAAAAUCCGUACACAGCGGUUCUCCCACCGUGAUGCACCAUAUAGACGGGAGUCACGUCGGGGUUUCAGUGAGAGUGGUCUCUGCAAGAACUGCAAACGCCCUGGCCAUUUUGCUCGGGAGUGCCCUAAUGUUGCCAUAUGUCACAACUGUGGUCUCCCAGGGCAUAUUGCCUCCGAGUGUACCACAAAAUCUCUUUGUUGGAAUUGCCGAGAGCCAGGCCACAUGGCUGGAGAUUGUCCAAAUGAAGGAAUCUGCCACACUUGUGGAAAGGCAGGACAUCGUGCUAGAGACUGCGCGGCUCCUCCCCUGCCUCCUGGUGACCUGAAGCUGUGCAAUAACUGCUUCAAGCAAGGCCAUAUUGCAGUCGACUGCACCAAUGACAAGGCAUGCAAAAAUUGUAGGAAGACUGGUCACCUGGCACGUGAUUGUCAAAAUGAUCCUGUGUGCAACCUAUGUAAUAUAUCCGGUCAUAUGGCGAGAGAUUGCCCCAAGGCUGGUGCUCUUGAAGAGAGGGGUGGUGGAGCUCGUCCUUUUGGUGGGGGAGGAGGAUAUAGGGACAUUGUAUGUCGCAACUGCCAGCAAGUGGGCCACAUGAGUCGAGAUUGCAUGCCAUUGAUGAUCUGUCACAACUGUGGGGGAAGAGGACACCUAGCUUAUGAGUGCCCCUCUGGAAGGUUUAUGGACCACCCCUCAGGAAGGUUUAUGGACCGCCCUCCGGGAAGGUUUAUGGACCACCCCUCUGGAAGGUUUAUGGACCGUUUUCCUAGGAGGUACUGACUGAUAAAAGACAUGCCAUAUCAAUAGGGUGACUAUUGAUGAUAUCUUGUUCUUCUUCCCUCUUUGAAUUGGGAUUGACAUUUACUUUAGAAUAUCGGAAUUUUGGAACUAGUUAUUUUGAUUUGCGUCUUUUUUCUUUUGAAUGGACAUGAUGAAACCAUUAUUUAGAACAUGGAUUGCUGUAAACUAUAGUGAGGUGCAUUUUUAUUUGGUGAUUCUGCUAGCUAAUGGAAGGAUGAGGGCAACCAACAUAUUGGUUUUUCUUGGUA
Molecule: messenger RNA, 1628 nt
Organism: Nicotiana attenuata
Lineage: Eukaryota; Viridiplantae; Streptophyta; Magnoliopsida; Solanales; Solanaceae
Product: zinc finger protein GIS2-like
Exons: 4
Coding region: 526-1359 (277 amino acids)
Molecular function (GO): nucleic acid binding; zinc ion binding
Source: RefSeq, a predicted model, not a curated record